Molecule: messenger RNA, 1224 nt
Organism: Cavenderia fasciculata
Lineage: Eukaryota; Evosea; Eumycetozoa; Acytosteliales; Cavenderiaceae
Product: sucraseferredoxin-like family protein
Exons: 3
Coding region: 1-1224 (407 amino acids)
Source: RefSeq, a predicted model, not a curated record
AUGAUCAACACUCUUUUAAAACGUACAAAUAAUAACAAUCUUUUAUCUGUAUCUGUUGGCAUUAUUCGUAAUCAAAGUACUACUAGUAAUCAAGGACAAAGCUUUAAAUAUAAUCAGAUACACCGUCAACAUAAUCCAUCAUCUAAUUGGUACAAGAGUUAUACUCCAAUCUUUCAAGCAAAUAAAUUUCAACAACAACAACAACAACAAGGUCUAUCAGCUGCUAUUGCAACAGUCGUUGUAAAAUGGUUCUUGUAUCAAAGUGCUGCUGCCUUUUCUACAACUUCUCCUAAUCAAAAAAAGGCAAUCAAUGAACAAAAAACUGCUGCUUCUUCAAAUGAUAACACAACAAGUGUAGCUCCCGAUGUUAAUAAUAAUAAUAACAACAACAACAAUCAAGCCACCACUUCAACUACCUCUGCUACUACUACUACUACUACUAGUAAGGUAGAAGAAAAGAAACAACCAUCAUUUGAGAUUGGUGAUAUUGAAGAUAUGAAUAAGAAAUGUGGAUUCUGUCGUCCAGAGAUGGUAGCACCUGAUAAAUCACCAGUGGCCCACUCUAUCCACGAGUAUGGUCGUCACUACUUUAUUUGUGCUGGUUUCCCAGCCGUCGAUUUCCCAGCCAAAUUUUUCACUGCAUCAGAAGCUUUGGAACAAAUCGGAGCUGCCAUCAAGAGCCACGAUCGUGACCAAUUGGUUCCAUCCAUUUUCAAUGGUUGUGAUGCUUCCUCUUCCUCUUCCUCUGAUACUGGUAUCGACCUUUUGGUGUUCCCAGAAAACAUUAGAUUGGUUGGAAUGAAUCAAGAUCGUCUUGAACGUGUCUUGGAUUUCUUCUCAAAGAACAAGGCUAUCAAUGAUCAAUUCCCACAAGAUGUUAAAAUUGAAUCUUUCAAUGAAAAAUUCAUUUUUGUUUGUGCACACAAGUUAAAAGAUGAGAGAUGUGGAUAUUGUGGACCCAUUUUGGUUGACCAAUUAAAGGAAGAGAUCAAAGAGAGAGGAUUGUCCAAGGAGAUUCAAGUCUAUGGAACCAGUCAUGUUGGUGGACACAAGUUUGCAGGAAAUGUAUUGGUAUUCCCACCAGGUCAUUGGUAUGGUUAUGUUACUCCAUCUGAUGUAUCUGAAAUCAUCGACAGUGCUGUUGCAUCUACCAGAGUCAGUCGUUUAUUACGUGGAACUAUGGGUGAACCAGUAUUAAAGGAAAAGAAAAAGGAAAGACACUAA